AUGAAGCGGAGGCAUGAGCCUAGGCCGGCCCUCGGUGGAGCAGGUGAGGCGGUACCAGGUGGGAUGGCAGCCUAUCCCGCGGGCCGUCCCGGACGGCUCCAACGCCACCUCCAGAGCGGCGAGUUCGACCAGCUGCGGGACUUCCCCAUCUUUGAGAGCAACUUCGUGCAGGUGACCCGCUUAGGAGAAGUUGCCAACAAGGUCACCGUGGGGGUGGCAGCCUCCAGUCCAGCCCUGGAACUCCCAGACCUAUUGCUGCUGGCAGGCCCCACCAAGGAGAACGGACACCUGCAGCUCUUCGGGCUGUUCCCCUUGCAGUUCGUCCAGCUCUUCAUCCACGACGAGAGCCGCUGCCAGCUCAAGGUCAAGUUCCGCACCGGCCGCGCCUUCUACUUGCAGCUGCGGGCCCCGCCUGAGACCCGAGACCGCGAGUUCGGCCAGUGGGUGCGGCUGCUCUACCGCCUGCGCUUCCACGCGGCCCACGGAGCCGUGCCCUUCACGCAGGAGGACUCGCUCCACGCCAUGGAAGCCAGGCUUGAGCCGCAGACCUCCGAACUCUGGGGACUCUGAUUCUUCCCACACCUUUCGAGGUCACCAAAGGACUAGAGAUCAAAGUACAUUGCCUCAGGCCAGAGAGAUGAAUUAUUCAAGUUAAUAAAGAUCGGCCACUUGAGAACCAA
Messenger RNA from Propithecus coquereli (Coquerel's sifaka), 680 nucleotides. It is a transcript of the gene GARIN5A, whose product is annotated as family with sequence similarity 71, member E1. The record is from RefSeq and is a predicted model, not a curated record. The transcript is spliced from 5 exons. Gene Ontology annotation, cellular component: nucleus. Lineage: Eukaryota; Metazoa; Chordata; Mammalia; Primates; Indriidae. Bases 1 to 570 code for a protein of 189 amino acids.